Penicillium taxi is the source of this 1194-nucleotide messenger RNA. RefSeq lists its product as uncharacterized. The coding region runs from base 1 to 1194 and encodes 397 amino acids. The record is from RefSeq and is a predicted model, not a curated record. The transcript has a single exon. Lineage: Eukaryota; Fungi; Ascomycota; Eurotiomycetes; Eurotiales; Aspergillaceae.
AUGGAUCAAGCAUUGCGCACCUUCACCCCAGACAGCGAGUUCGCUGACAUGGAAACCCCACGCGCUCCCAACCCCGGUACUCUGUCUAUCACUGCGAUGGCCCGGUUUGAAUUCGAGGCUGGCAAGGGUAACGAGGGCACGAAGGUUCUCAUGAUAGAAUGGGAAGAUGAUGAUCUCACCCGAGUCUCAGCAGAUGGCUCGUGGCAUGUUUCGUGGGCGGGAAAGACUACAAUCCUCCCCGCUGAUGAACGUCCAAAUGCCCACACUCGUCGCUUCUACUUUUUGCUUCCGCCCCAUACCACCAUCCCCCCUGUCGUCACACUAUCGUAUGAACCCUCCGAGUCAAUCGACAAUGCCAACGCAGCCGCAACUCCGUCGUCAAAGGUCCGCGAGUCCCUACAGUUGAACCCUCUGCCUGCCAUAUUUCCCCCCGAGCUGGGAGCAACGGGCCGUGCUGCUGGUAAAAAGGGUGUGCUACAUACCAUCUGGGGUAAGAAACGACUGCGCGUUCUCGAAGAUGAGAUUGAGAAUGAAGCUCUCAACAAUGCCGAGGGAAUCGCUCUUCACAUGGCCGUACAGGAGAAGGAAUGGAUCGAGACUAACUUUGGGGUCACCGCACACGGCACUGAGAGCGUUGCAGGUAGCCAUGAUUCUCCUGCCUCAAACAACGCCUACCCCGCUGCACCGGCCACGCCAGUAUCACCCGUCAGCGGAACAAAACUUGGCGACAAACUUAGGGGGUUGAAACUUCAGACUAGCGAGAGAGAAUUGUCUGUUCACGAAGGUGAUACUUUUCCCAUUCUCAAACUCUCACCGUGGGAGGCUAAUCGUUGUCAAAUAUCAGGCUCGGAUCCAGAACACCUUCUCUCCCCUAAAUCACCUGAUGUAGCAGUAUCCUCGUUCAGAUCGUUUCGCAAUAUUACCAAUCAACCCCUGCACUCCAUGCCAACCCCGAACACACCACUGCACGUAUCAGGUCUCGAGUCUCUCAGGGCAGUCGCUCACUUUCCUCCCGAGUCUGUCCAGGAAGCUCAGCAGAACUCCGGACCUGAUGGAUUCAGCUCAAUGAACACUCUAGAUUCAAUGAGCUCACUCGUCCGUACCUCGAGUACUGAAUCAGGCGAUGACCUAUUCGCAAAGGCUCUUAGUCCUCGUUCGCCCGAUCUUCCCCGCAGCCCUUUCUCAUUCGCUUAA